GAGGAAGUGGACGAGGGGGCUUUGGAGCGAUGCCUUGAUGGAGCAUGGGCCAGGUUUUAGGAUUCUCCCAGUGCCAGGAAUACGGCUCAGUGGCCUCCACGCCGGACUCCACCCCCCCCUGCACUGAUGGUGGGAACGAGGAGUCGGAGCUGUGCUCGCUGCAGACGGCCCGGGACUGGUCCGAGGACGAGGAGCUGGAGGAGGAGGAGCUAGAGGAGGAGCUGGAGGAGGACGAGGGGCUGGGCUCCUCCCCGUCCCUCUGGGGGACGCCCCGGCAGAACUCCUACGAGCUCGGCUUCUCCUACUUCGCCAUCGCCGAGGCGGAGGCGGCGGGCGCCUCGCGGCACCGUGACCGCCGCCGCACCCCGCCCCGCGCCGGCCGCGCCCUGCUGCUGCGGGCCGACACCCUGGAGGCCCUGCUGGACCCCCCCGACCCGGACUGGGACCCCCAGGCCUUCCUGGGGCUGGGGGACAGCGGGGAGACGGGGGAGACGGGGGAGACAGGGGAGACCCGGGGGGCUGGCGGCCAGCCCUCAGCAGGCCCGGCCCACCUCCCGGGCGCCGCACCCGGGAACCAAAGAGGGGAGACGGAGGGCGACCCGUCGCCCCACCGACCGCAGCCGGCUGUCGCCAUGGAGACCAUCUCGGUGAAGCUGCUCACCUGUGUGGGCCCUCCAGGGGCGCGCGGAGCAGAGGCGGCGGCGGCCGGCCCCACUCAGGAACACCUGGCCAGCCUCCACUGGUUCUCAGCCCUCGGCCUGACGGAGGAGCAGGCGGUGUGCUUCCAGGAGGCAGUGAUGGAUCUGAUCUACUGGAAGGACACGGAGCGGUCGGGCAUGGUGCUGACGGGGCUGGUGGUGGUCCUGCUGUCCCUGUUCCAGCUCAGCAUCAUCACCGUGGUCUCCACCCUCUCGCUCGCCGUCGUCUGCUUCGCCAUCGCCGUGCGCGUCUACUACAAGACCCUGCACAUCCUCAACUGGGCUGAUGGGGAGCACCCCUUCAAGAAGUACCUGGACAUGGACAUCGGUCUGAGUGGAGAGCAGGCCGAGCAUGCUGUGCAGAAGGCCAUCGUCAUGGCGAUGUCUGCGUUGGAUACCCUGAAGAAACUAGUCUUUGUCGCCAACCUCAUCGACUCCCUCAAGUUCCUGGUCCUGCUGUACCUGGCAACGUUCCUUGGGAAGAUCUUCAACGGCCUCACCGUCUUCAUCAUGGGUGUUAUCGCUAUUUUCUCUCUGCCACUUUUCUACCAGCAGCGCCAGGAGCAGGUCGAUAGCGCCAUUGCGAAGAUCCAGGCCAACGUCGACAACGUGAAGGACAUUGUGCGCAGAAUUCUCCAAGGAGGAGGCCCGACCCCGGACCCCACACCAGGUGGCGCCAAACCCAAAACCCAGUGACACGAAACAACGAAAAUAUAAAGAAAACGGACAAAAAACAAGGAGUUGGGAAUGAAGAGGAAACUAAGUGGAGUUACAGGCUGUCACUCAGAUGUCUUACCCAGCAGUCUGUGCUCGGGGGGG
Molecule: messenger RNA, 1517 nt
Organism: Gadus chalcogrammus (walleye pollock)
Lineage: Eukaryota; Metazoa; Chordata; Actinopteri; Gadiformes; Gadidae
Gene: rtn2a
Product: reticulon 2a
Exons: 10
Coding region: 45-1394 (449 amino acids)
Source: RefSeq, a predicted model, not a curated record